Molecule: messenger RNA, 1030 nt
Organism: Bombus impatiens (common eastern bumble bee)
Lineage: Eukaryota; Metazoa; Arthropoda; Insecta; Hymenoptera; Apidae
Gene: MBD-like
Product: methyl-CpG-binding domain protein 2
Exons: 5
Coding region: 134-805 (223 amino acids)
Source: RefSeq, a predicted model, not a curated record
UAUACUAACCUACUCGAAUUUAGCGGAACGCAUCAAUAUGGCCUCCGGUAGCUGGCUCGUAUGCUCGCUCGCUAAUUAUUUAAGUAAUUUCGGGGAACGUGCGAGUGUACGUUGAAAUAAACACUUGUGCAAAAUGAAUAUGUCAGUAGAGAAAAAGAAAUAUCCAUCGGCGCUACCAACAAAUUGGCCGAUUAGGGAAGAAGCCUCGAGAAAAAGCCAAAAUCAGUUGUCAUCUACUGGAAAAGUUGACGUUUAUUAUUACAGUCGCGGGGUCAGGAAUGACGCAUCGUUAGUACCACCAAUAAGGCAAACUGCAUCUAUAUUCAAACAACCAGUAACCAUUUACAAGACGCAGGAAGGAAAAGUGAAGGACGUCAAACAUGGAAAUCAAGAAAAACCAAAACAGGAAGGAGCCGAUAAAACUGAUGGCAAAUACGGCUCCCAAGAUAAGCCUAAGCAGUUAUUUUGGGAGAAACGUUUGGAAGGUUUAAGAGCAUGCGAUCCAGAUGGCUUCGAAUUCGACGCGAUGGACUUACCAAAAAGUUUAAAGCCCGUUGGUCCGUAUAUUACAGAAGAAACGUUGCUUCAAAGUGUUGCAACUGCGUUACACGUUUCUUCUCAACCAGUCACGGGACAAACGGGUUCGAAGACAGCUUUAGAGAAGAAUCCCGGGGUAUUUCUUAAUCCCGAUCAACCCCUCGUACAGGCAGUCUCGAUAGCUGACGAAGACAUCAAGAGACAAGAAGACCGUGUUGCUCUUGCAAGAAGAAAACUACAAGAUGCUUUACGAGGAAUUGCUAUAUAAGUUGUACAAUUUCUUAGCUAUAUUUUAAUUCGCUCAUCCCUAGUCCUAAGUUCGUUAUAAAUUAUGUCAUACCAAUUUUUAUAAUAAAUGUUUUGUAAAGAAAGAAAAGAAGUAACUCAGUACUAUUCGAUAAAUACUCCGUUAUAAGCUAAUCGUUCUAAAAUAUUGUAUCGUAAGAAAUUCACGCAUUUGUACAAUACAUUUGCAAUGUUAUUACUCUGUAAA